CUCCCUCCCCCUCGCUGGUUGCAACAUCAUAUCCAAAGCUCUGCGUCCACAACCGCAGUCGCUUUUUACGCACCAGAAGACGCGCAGGAGAACCCGCUCCCCUUCUGCUCGCGUUUCCCCCUUCAACGUUUUGGACUUAAACCUCAUUCCACGUCUCUCACCUCGGACUGGACUAUAAUAACCUGUACGCAGGAGAAAACAAAAAAGAAAGAGAAAGAAAGAAAAAGUAGUGCGCAACGAAGAGAUGAGAUUUGUAGCCUGAGAAGACGCAUUGCUAGAUGCCACUUUAGAGUGAAGACGUGCAAGGCAUGGAGUCCAGGAUUCCCCACCACAUCCCCGGAGUAUCAUCCUCCCUCAUAUCCCAGCCCCUGCUGGACAGUCAUGUGCCGUACGACCGCCUGCAGCACCCCCUCACUAUCUACCCCAUUGACCAGAUAAAGUCCUCACAUGUGGAGAACGACUACAUAGACAGUCCUGCUGUUGUCUCCCAGCAGCCUCCGAGCCAGAAGACUGCAAAUCACAGGAGAAUCACGUGGCUUGGUCAGAAUCAGGAGACCUUCCCAGGGGCAAACCACAACCAUCACCCAUAAUCAUCAGCACCAGCACCACCAGACACCACCACCCACCCUUGGAUUUCAUUCAGCGGGAGGCCAAGCUCUAUUAGCAGCAGCAGCAGCACCUCUUCUGACCAGAGGCUGCUGGAACAUGCUGCCCCCACCCCAACAGUGGACCCUGCUUCUUCCUGCUCGUCCUCUUCUAAAUCGCUUGACCUCAAAUCUGCAAAGGUGACUACAGGCCAGCAGGGAUUGUCACUGAUUCCUUCUUCCCCAGCUGAGAAGAAGCACCUCCUUCUUUGCGAGCAUUGUGGGAAGUGUCGAUGCACAGAGUGUACGCUCCCCCGAACCCUACCCUUGUGGGUCUGCAACCAGGAGUGCCUGUGCUCGGCUCAGAGCCUGGUGGAUACAGCCACCUGCAUGUGUCUGGUCAAAGUCUUUUACCAUUGCACCGAGGAUGAGGACGAUGAGGGAUCCUGUGCAGAGCCUUGCUCAUGCUCCCAGGCCAAUUGCUGUGCCCGCUGGUCAUUUAUGGCUGCCCUUUCUGUUGUCCUGCCCUGCCUGGUCUGCUACCUGCCAGCUAUGGGUCUUGCCAAACUGGGACAAAAGUGUUACGAUAUUAGCAGGCCCGGCUGCCGCUGCAAGCACUUGCAGGGGUGUGUGGCUGCCCCUGGUUAUAAAAGCGGAGGUGUGGAAGCAAAGGUUGGGACACUUGAAAAGCAGAUGCAGGGGUCAUGAUACUGGACCAAGCUGGUUGUGGUCUUGAUGAGAAAUGGAGAUGACUGUGCAGGACUUGCUUGCUUUCUAUGGAUCGGACAAUCUAAAACCAACCCCUUAAUUUACCCCAUUAAUCUGCUGAAAGAUGACUUAUGUAAAACGAAGGUACUUAAAUGUUGGAAAAGGUGAAUGAUCAGAGUGGGCCUGAGUAAUAACUUGGUUGUUUUGUUUUUUAAAAUAAGAGUAACACACAAAGAAGAGACUAGAUCAUGGGACUGGUGUUUGUGUUGUAUUUUAAAAUGGCUGAAGGCACAAAGUCAUUGUACCUCUCUGCUGCUCUGUAUUCUCAGCUAAUUUUGUAAUGGUUUGUAACUAACCAGAACCUGGUUGCUGAUCCUUUGAUUAUAGAAGGUAUAAGAUGGAGAGAGAAAUCCAAACCCCCCCUGAAAGCACAGCCCAGUGCCCUGCCUUUGGCAAACAACAUGACAAACGCGAUUAUCUAUACAGAAGCUUCGGAGAGGAGACCGCAAGGAAGCUCCAUGUACUCUAUUCGCCCAUCAUCUAGUGUCACCAUUUUUAUAGCUUGAAGAUGCUAGCUUGGUAUUGCUAAUAUUUUAUCUCCAGUUUUGCCUCCAUUGAGAUCUGUUAAAAAAAAAAAUCUUUUGAAACACCUUAUUGCCCAUAAUUCUUACAGUACUGUUUGUACACAGUUGUACUGCAAGUGAUCGAGAGAUAAUCACUUCAAAAUAUGUUUCCUAUUUUAGGGGGUGAAACCAAGAUGUUUUAAACAUUUAUGAUUGUUUAACAUUCACUGGUCACCUCAGAGGUAGUAAUGCAUGCCACGACCUGCAUGCUCUAGUCUAAUGGUCAAACACAAUGCUAGAAGUCAAUGUGUUGUAGACAAACGAUGUAUAAAAAUGUACACCCAACCUUCUCAGGGACUGUUACAGUAAUCCUCUAUAGAACUUGGCCGACAGCAUGUUGAGUUUAAAACUGCCUAAGAGCCUGGUCUACUUCCUCUUUGCACAAUAAUGCAAAGAACUUUUAGGGACAAAAAGGCAAUAGUGAAUAAUUUAAGACUUGUAAGCUAAUAAGUAAGAGACAAAAUGGCCAAAUAAUAUUGUUUCUAGAAGAGAAGGGAUGCAAGCGAUGUGAGUGAAGAGGAGCGAAAGAGGCAUAGCUGUGUUGCUGCGUGUGUAUCUAGUCAGCCUUACGCUGCGUUUACAUAUUAGCAUUCAUGGGAAACAGGAAGUUCCAUUCACCUUAGUUCAAAAGGAGCCAGCAAACGUAGCUAGCUUACUUAAGCUAGUUCCAGUCCCACAAAACAUGGUUAAAUGGGAAACAUUGAAAUUGUAUGUUACAUUUAACUGCAUAUUCCAUUUCCUAUUUAAAACAACCACACUGUGUAGAUCCAGUUGACCUAACAAGAUUGAGUAAAUAUAGCAUUUCCUUUGUUAGCAUGAACUUGAUGAUCUUCCUUCAGCUGCUGACAGUGGAACUUUUCUUCUUUUGUUAAUUCAAACCAGACCAUUUCUUGUAAAAUGGAUGUGAAAUACCUUGUAGCUUGUGUACUGUCACAAGUGAAGAUGCUUGGAGUUAGCACCUAGCUAAAUGCUCCAGCGAACACAUUUGCUAUUAUUAGUUGAUGCAUGCUAAGAGGUGUUUUAGCUCAGCAUGCUAUCAGUAUGUACUGUUAGUAUGGGGAUGUGCCAUCGUAGCCACUGAUUGGUCAUAAAAGCAUUGACAGCCUGCGGUUUCCAAUUGCCAAUAUGUAAACGCAGCUUUAGUCAAACUCGAACCUGCCACUUGCACAACCUUUUAAAAAAAAAAGACGUAAACCUCUAAAUGGAUGUACGAAAGCACAGUAUUACCACCUCAGCUUUUUUCACAUUACAUUGGCAUGCACUCGAGUUUCAACCCAGCCACCCUAAUGCACGUAUACAAGUGUCUUCGGGAAAUCAUGCUGCAUAGCUAAGCUAAGUCAGGCUAACUUUUCCUCUUAAUGUCUAUUUUUGUGGCCUGCAUGUCAUUUGUAGGACUUUGCCAAAGGAGUUUGGCAUGUGCCGUUUCCUGAGUGAUCAGUUUUUAUGGAUUCCUGCCAAACCGAGUUGAUAGGAGUUGGUUCUUAAUACAUACCCUUGAAUACAGUUGGCUGAGUCUUUGUUGCUCCAACAUACGCACCUUUAUUCCGUCAGGGUGUCUAGCUAACUCAUAUACAUAUUUGUGUUGUUACACAAAGCUGCUAUCACCCAGAUAAAAAAAAAAUAAAAAAGAGAAGAAGAACAACAAAAAAAUACAAAGCCACUGUCCUUGGUCUUGAAUGUAUGAGGCAAUAUUUUCAAAACCUAGCAAUUCACUUGGAGAGAAAGGUGCCAAAAUUCAGAUUGAUUGUGCAACUGGGCAAAGGCCUAGUGCGGAGCAGAAAUCACCAAUAGAUUUAGAAAUAGAGCUAUGCAGGUGAAAUGUUAUUUGCUGUAAAUAGUCUCAUGACAUUUGUGUUCUUUAGAAGAGACUUUUAAAUGUCCUUGAAAGAUUGCAUGGUACAUUAUAACGACAAUUCAGUACAAAA
Thalassophryne amazonica is the source of this 3840-nucleotide messenger RNA. It is a transcript of the gene spry4, whose product is annotated as sprouty homolog 4 (Drosophila). Gene Ontology annotation, biological process: negative regulation of fibroblast growth factor receptor signaling pathway; negative regulation of MAP kinase activity; multicellular organism development. Lineage: Eukaryota; Metazoa; Chordata; Actinopteri; Batrachoidiformes; Batrachoididae. The record is from RefSeq and is a predicted model, not a curated record. Gene Ontology annotation, cellular component: membrane; cytosol.